GAAAUUAGGUCAACCUUCUAAAGACACGUAAGCAUCAAUGGGCAUUCACCGUAACCUCUGUACAGGUAAAGCAUAUUCUUCAGGCGUUGACAACGAUAUUAAGAAAACGCUGUAUGUUAUCAAAGGUUAUGUCCAGCGAACCUGAAGUCAAGCACACUGGAGGAUGCCACUGUGGAGCCGUGAGGUUUGAAGUAUGGGCACCGUCUGUACUGAAGGUUGUAGACUGCAACUGCAGCAUUUGUAAAAUGAAACAAAACAGACAUAUUAUAGUUCCAUCUUCCAAAUUUAAACUUCUUCAGGGAGCUGACGCUAUAACCACCUACACUUUUAAUACACAUAAAGCAAAGCAUACAUUCUGCAGGACGUGUGGCGUUCAGAGUUUCUACACGCCGAGAUCGAACCCUGACGGUUAUGGAGUCAUGCCUCAUUGCUUGGACCCGGGCACUGUCUCCAGAGAAGAAGUGGCAGUAUUUGAUGGCGAAAACUGGGAGGCCGCUAUGGAAGUGCAUGGUGAUAACAUUAGAGGACGGUCAAAAGAAACGUAAGCCGAUCCAAGAGGACACUCAAUGGCAGGUUUACACUGUCCAGCAUCUUCAAAGGGCCUAUCGAGCGGACAGACGCAGCCUGGCACGCACCCGGUAACUUGGCAGACUGGGUUAGGACUGUAGCACGUCUUGUGACAGUUGGUCGCACAGCUAUCGUACAUCUGGCCAGCGGGACACGUUAUAGCUAGAAUACACGACAAUUCAGGUCAUCUUCGUCUAGGAAAUGUUAGGAGGAUUCAAUGUCACAUAAGAUUUCAUUCUGUGUCUUAUAUUGUUUAACAAUAUACUUACUACAAGUACAAAUAAAAGGCAAAAUAAUAAUAAUGGUAUGACAACUUGUAGAUAACUAUAUCGAUAUAGAUCGAUAGAGACACAAAUAAAUAGGUAUAACAGUUUGCCUUUAAAGUCCUGAGACUUGUGAGUA
Lingula anatina is the source of this 969-nucleotide messenger RNA. RefSeq names its product centromere protein V. Gene Ontology annotation, molecular function: carbon-sulfur lyase activity. The record is from RefSeq and is a predicted model, not a curated record. Lineage: Eukaryota; Metazoa; Brachiopoda; Lingulata; Lingulida; Lingulidae.